Rasamsonia emersonii CBS 393.64 is the source of this 738-nucleotide messenger RNA. Its product is annotated as Membrin. The transcript is spliced from 4 exons. Bases 1 to 738 code for a protein of 245 amino acids. Gene Ontology annotation, biological process: endoplasmic reticulum to Golgi vesicle-mediated transport; vesicle fusion. Gene Ontology annotation, cellular component: SNARE complex; ER to Golgi transport vesicle membrane; endoplasmic reticulum membrane. The record is from RefSeq and is a predicted model, not a curated record. Gene Ontology annotation, molecular function: SNARE binding; SNAP receptor activity. NCBI's taxonomy places the organism in Eukaryota, Fungi, Ascomycota, Eurotiomycetes, Eurotiales, Trichocomaceae.
AUGAAUUCUCUGUUCAAUUCCGCCUUGAAGCAGUCCUCUGCUAUACGGCGCGACCUUGACAUUUUCGCAGAAUCUCCUGCGACGACCUCCGCAGCUCUUCAAGGACAAAUAUCAGCAUCUCUAGCGUCCUUCUCACGAACCAUCGAUGACUAUUCGGCGCUGUCAAAACGAGAACUCAUUCCGGAAAAGCAAGAAAAAGCUUUCGAGCGAGUGAAGAACUUUCGGACGGCCCUUGCGGAUUAUAGACAACAGUUUGAACGGUUACGGAAAGAGCGAGAAGAAGCUCAAUCGGUAUCGAAUCGCAAUGAGCUCCUCGGUCGUCGCCCACAUCAUGCUGCCACCCCUGAGAACCCCUACGCAGAUUCUUCUCUACCUCGAACCUCUGCGUUCGCCAACUCGAGUUCUACUUCGGGCUCGGGGUUAAGCUUUGGUGCCUCGCCUGCAAACUAUACCCGUGAAGCCCACGCCCUUCGGGAGCAAUCAUUUAUCGCCAGCACCAACGCCCAGCUCGACGAGUUUCUCGACCGCGGUCGGGCUGUACUGGCCGAUCUCAGCCAACAGCGUGAAAUAUUGAAAAACACGCAACGUCGAUUGUACAGCGUCGCGAACACGCUGGGAAUCAGUGGCGAUACAAUUCGGAUGGUGGAGCGCAGGGCAAAACAGGACAAAUGGAUCUUCUGGGGUGGUGUUGUGGUGUUUUUCCUGUUCUGCUGGGCCGUUCUUCACUUCCUAAGGUGA